UUAUUAUUCACAUUAAUCUGUUCAGGCUGUUAGACAUGCAUUUGCCAUCAUAAAGAUUUAAUUAGCCUUUACCAGCCACACUGGCACAGAGUUCAAAAAUGUUUCUGUUCUUCUCAGAUUGUCCUUGGGUGUAUUUUGGCUUUUACCUGUACACAUUUUUGAUGACAGGCUACUUUAGAGAUGUUGGAGCAAUACCUGGAGUAUGCCACGCAUGUUACACUUUGAGAAGGGUGAGGAUUCAAACACAGAAUCACACGGGAGGCAGGCGGGAUAAGGAACUGAAAUUGAGCUUUCAAUGAAAAGCCAAAAAUCCAAAACCCAUAUAUUACAAGUUAAGACAAAGUACUAAGAAGAACAAACUACUUCUAAAUAAACACAAGAGGAAUGACAAAAAACAAACAAUACAAGGUUAAACAGGGAGAUGCUGGACAACACUGGAGUGUACAGGCUCGGGUGAAACACGCAGGGAACCACACAGGGAACAACUGUCAUAAAGUAUGUAACCACUGUUCUGUUGUAUUUAAGUGAGAAACAUUUGGAAGACUGCAGAGUAUAAAAGAGAUCUGAUCAAACCCAAUCAAAAAUUCUUCAGAGAAAUAGCAACUCUCUACCUCAAGGAAUUUCCGUUACAACAGGAGGGAGGGAAAAGCACACACGACACAAGGGGGCAAAACUUCAAAAUAAAACAAGAAAUCACAGAAACACAACCAGAAUCAUCACAGCUCAUACACGACAAUGUGCAUAUUGUUUGGAUUGAGGCAAUAAAGUGUUGAAAUACUGGAGCUCAGAUGUUCCUAAAAAGGCUGUUGUCUUCUUGACACUAAAUGUUUCAUGAGUACAAUUCAUACCAUUUGAUCUUAUGCUGCCCACAAAUAACAAAGUGUUUUACUGUGCGUCUAAUUCAUUCUGGCUAAACAGGCUUUGCCACUUCUCUCGGUACGGUACCUUCCCUUUGGACCGCCUCCCUGCUCCCGCUUCUUAUAAAAGUGAAGGUUUUGAACAGCAGUUCCACAGGACUGAGUGAAAUCUAAAGGACGGACCAACAUCUGUCAACAACCAAGACAGUAUGGCACACCAUAUCCACCCAAUACCUGGGAUCCUCUAUAGGGAGACUGCCCCCAUACAAGACGAUAUGCCAAAGGUGCAGGGCUACAACUUCAACCAGGGAGUGGAUCACCGAGCCAUGCUGCAGUCCUACCUCAACACCGGCUUGCAGGCAACUAAUGUUGGCAAGGCUAUCCAGCAGGUCAACAAAAUGAUCGAGAGGCGUCAGCAACCCGUGGAGACGUUGAAUGGAACAGUUAAGGAGGAUCCGUCAACCUGCCCCUGCCUGAGGAGCUGCACCAUCUUCCUCAGUUACACCUCAAACCUCAUCAGCAGUGGAAUCAGGGAGACGAUCUGCUACCUCGCAGAACACAAGAUGGUGGAUGUCUUAGUGACAACAGCUGGAGGGAUAGAGGAGGACCUGAUCAAGUGUUUGGGCCCGGUUUACGUGGGAGACUUUAAUCUUCCUGGCAAGGAACUUUACAAAAAAGGCCUAAACAGGAAUGGAAACACUUUGAUGUCCGACGAUAACUAUGUCAAAUUUGACAAAUGGAUGAGGCCAGUCCUGAAGCAGAUGCUGGUGGAACAAAACACCCAGGGUGUUAACUGGACUCCAUCUAAGAUAAUCCAUCGACUGGGCAAGGAGAUCAACAACCCUGAAUCUGUUUACUAUUGGGCCUACAAGAACAACAUCCCAGUGUUCAGCCCCGCCCUGACAGACGGCGCUAUUGGAGACAUGUUCUACCUCUUCUCGAUGGAGAACCCUGGCUUGAAAUGUGACAUAGUUGAAGAUGUUGGGAAGCUGAACAACAUCGUUCUGGCUUCCAACAGCACAGGGAUCAUCAUCUUGGGAGGAGGUGUAGCCAAACACCAAGUAUGCAAUGCCAACUCAUGGAGGGACGGAGCUGACUACGCGGUGUUCGUGAGCACGGCUCAGGAGUUUGAUGGUUGUGACUCAGGGGCCAGUCCUGAUGAGGCCGUGUCCUGGGGAAAGAUCAGAGCAAAUGCUGAAGCUGUGAAGGUGUUUGCAGAUGCCUCCAUUGUUUUUCCCUUAUUGGUAGCAGAGACCUUUGCAGCUCAUGCUAAUAAGACAACAUCCAACAAGGAAAACAAAUGAACAGAUGCCUCCUCAAAUCUAUGAGUGUUUCCUCUGUGAUUGUUCUGUAACAGUGGUGGUGGGGUGCCAUUGUUGGUAUUUGUUCCACAUCUAUCCCUGAUAGUUUUGGUUGUCAUUGUUACACUUUGUAAUAGAUAGUUGGCCCCAUAAGCGGGCAACAACCAGUUUAAUUGUAGAACUUAUGCACUUAAGAUAUUCUUGAUGAAUAGCAGCUACUAUGCUCAAAUGAGGACUUGAAAUUUGCUUCUAUUUUUAUUC
Messenger RNA from Acanthopagrus latus (yellowfin seabream), 2419 nucleotides. RefSeq names its product deoxyhypusine synthase-like. NCBI's taxonomy places the organism in Eukaryota, Metazoa, Chordata, Actinopteri, Spariformes, Sparidae. The record is from RefSeq and is a predicted model, not a curated record. Gene Ontology annotation, cellular component: cytoplasm. The transcript has 10 exons. The coding region runs from base 1067 to 2161 and encodes 364 amino acids. Gene Ontology annotation, biological process: peptidyl-hypusine biosynthetic process. Gene Ontology annotation, molecular function: deoxyhypusine synthase activity.